CCGUUGUGUGGAGCCCCCUGAACGCACACAGCUAUUUGUUGGGUAGGUCAGGUCAAGCAGAAUUGAGAUAUUUGCAAGAAUGGCUCUGACUAAUCCCAUACCAAUGGGACCAUGGAAGAUUACAGUAUAUGACCAGGAGAACUUCCAGGGAAAACGAGUGGAGUUCACCUCAUCCUGCCAGAACAUCAUGGAGUGCGGAAUGGACAAUGUUCGCUCCCUGAAGGUGGAGUGCGGAGCCUGGGUAGGUUAUGAGCACUCCAGCUAUUGUGGACAGCAGUUCAUCCUGGAGAGAGGAGACUAUCCUCGCUGGGAGUCUUGGAGUGGCAGCAAUGCUUACCACAUCGAGAGGCUGAUGUCCUUCCGCCCAGUCUGCUGUGCUAACCAUAAGGAGUCCAAGAUUGUUGUGUAUGAGCGGGAGAAUUUCAUUGGGCAUCAGUGGGAAAUGGCCGAUGACUACCCCUCUCUUCAGGCCAUGGGCUGGCCCAACAAUGAGAUUGGAUCCAUGCAGGUUCAAAGUGGGGCCUGGGUCUGCUACCAGUACCCUGGCUACCGUGGAUACCAGUACAUCCUGGAGUGUGACCGCCAUGGCGGAGAGUACAAACACUACAGGGAAUGGGGCUCUCACGCUCAGACCUUCCAGGUGCAGUCCCUCCGCCGAGUGCAGCAGUGAGGGCCUCUCCUCCUUCUCCCUGCCUCCCUCCCCCACCUCCAACUCCUCCUCCUCAUCCUUCUCCACAUCCUCACCUCCACCCAUUCACUCCAACUGUGGCCAGCCCAGUUAGACUCCUCACGGCAAAGGCUGAAGAUCUGGUGCUACACAACAAAUGUUUACAGCACUUUUCUCUCCUCGUCCCCCCAAGCAAAAGAAAGAAGGGAACGAGAGAGCCCCCAGCAGUCAGGGGGUGUGAACGGGGCAGUGAUGUAACUCAGGCUUUGCUCCUUAUCAUUGUCACAGUGCAACCUGUGCAAAAAGUGAUCAAUAAAGGGUACCUACAUAAAA
This is a messenger RNA of Pygocentrus nattereri (red-bellied piranha), 1000 nucleotides long. It is a transcript of the gene cryba1a, whose product is annotated as crystallin, beta A1a. The record is from RefSeq and is a predicted model, not a curated record. Gene Ontology annotation, molecular function: structural constituent of eye lens. The transcript is spliced from 6 exons. The coding region runs from base 80 to 670 and encodes 196 amino acids. Lineage: Eukaryota; Metazoa; Chordata; Actinopteri; Characiformes; Serrasalmidae. Gene Ontology annotation, biological process: visual perception; lens development in camera-type eye.